GAAUUUGUUUCUGAAUAUGGGCGGAUUAUUGUUCACAAAUCACUGCCACCUUGGGGUGUGGAAAAAGAUAAUUUAUUGGAUUUAUUGGGUCCCCCAGGUUCAAGGUUGAGUGUUACUUUGUACAGGACAAGAUUCUUGGUACAGGAAUCAAUUUCAAUUUGGUAUAUUGAUAUCGUUGAUAAAAUUGUUACCGUACUAUGCAUGUUACUUAACUCCCAAAGCUCUUUUCCAGCCACUAAUAAGACUGAAUUUCAAACUGGUGCCUGUAUUAUCAACUUACUGAGUGUGAACAAGGGCUUGAUUUGUCCAAUAAAUCAAGCAUACAGUGAAACAUGGCCCGUGAAUAUGAUCACCUUUUCAAACUUCUCAUCAUUGGCGACAGUGGUGUCGGCAAAAGCUCCCUGCUUGUACGUUUCGCGGAAAACAUGUUCUCGGGCAACUACAUCACGACCAUUGGGGUGGAUUUCAAGAUACGGACGAUGAACAUCGACGGCCAAAAAGUGAAACUGCAAAUCUGGGAUACUGCUGGCCAGGAGCGGUUCAGAACAAUCACAUCCACGUACUACAGGGGCACUCACGGCGUCAUAGUGGUCUACGACGUCACUAACGGUGACUCGUUCGGCAACGUCAAACGGUGGCUGCACGAGAUCCAGCAGAACUGCGACGUCGUCGACCGAAUACUCGUGGGGAACAAAAACGACAGUCCCGACCGGAAGGUGGUGCUGACCGAGGACGCCCAGCGGUUCUCCGACCAGAUGGGCAUCCGACUCUUUGAGACCAGCGCCAAGGAUAACAUUAACGUGGACGAGAUGUUUGAGGCCAUCACUAGGCAGGUGCUGGAAUCGAAGAAGCGGCAGAAGGAGGAGCAGUCAAACGCUAACAACGACACCAUCAACAUCAGGAGGCAGCACACCAAGUCCAAGAAGAAGUGCUGCUAGCCGCGCCGCCGACAGUCAGCGCCGCCGGUCGGCCGGUCGGCCGCCGCCGUCGUUAGUAGGUACUCAAGUCAUUUUCUCUGGGCGUUAUUGUGGGCUGCGGCUGUCGAUGGGACGGGGCCUGGCGCAGAGGUCAGACCGCCACCGCCGGGUCGGUGGAGGCCGCCGCCGGCGCUGAAGACAGCGGCUCGCCCCGCGGGACCACGCCAGUGACGUGCCAGAGGUCGGGUCGAGCGCGCGCCCGUGCGGCGGGCACCCUGUGUAGAGGCGCGCGGCCCGGGUGGGAUGGCCCGGCCGGAACUCGCUCACAGGGGUGCACUGAGACCCAGUGUGGAGCCGCGCGGUCCUGGGGCGGUGACCCCGCCGGUAAACGCUCACACGGGGAGCGCCGUGCGCCCGUGCAGCGCUCAUGUGAUUGGGAAACGUGCGUGUGCGGUGGAGCGUGUGCGAUGUUUGGCAGGGAUGCGCUCGGCGCCGGGAGAAUGGCGGGACGAACCGCUACUGACCCGGCUUUGAGAUGGUAUUGUUCGCAUCAGCUAAACCGACGGAAAACUGGCCCGUGUGGGCCACCCAGUGUUGGCUCUGCUGAUGCUAUGAGAGGACGAUUGUGUCGGGGUUUACUACUAUUUUUGGACGGUUUCAUAUAUUUUUGCCUAUAGCUGUAUUCGGCAUCCUAUUGCUAUGAACCGUUCAGGCCUAUCGGACAAAGUCUGCUGAACGUGGGGCCAGCGCAGUUGGUGAAUCACACUGUGAAUACGAGUAUGGAAUGGGAACUUCCAUGACGCGGGCUGCCCUACUCGGAGAGUAUCGUGACUUCGAGACGUGUCGAAUUCGCGCCCGGUGGACAUUUAUUACCAUCACGGCGAAUCAUCUAUGUAUCGUACCAAAUUCAAUGACGAGAGAAUCAUGCGGCUUAGUGUAUAUUAUGCAUUUAUGUAUUAUGCAUGUGAAAUAGCUUGCAAUGUGAUUGGAAGGCCAUCAACGGCUGUUGCAUCGUGCGAUGAGUAUAUGAGCGUCUGAGCGGGGCGGGGCGGCAGGUCGUGAACGCUGUCUGCUCUGGCUAAUGGUGAGCCGACCGGGCCCGCCGCCGACCGCCCGCCCCUACCGUUACUAUUUUACCUUGUUUGGUGCUCCAUUCCGAUGCCCGGUGUUUUACCUUCGCUGAACGUGAGUAAAGCAAAUACAUUUUCGAUGAGGAAAAA
Amphibalanus amphitrite is the source of this 2137-nucleotide messenger RNA. Its product is annotated as ras-related protein Rab-35-like. Bases 333 to 938 code for a protein of 201 amino acids. Gene Ontology annotation, biological process: endocytic recycling. NCBI's taxonomy places the organism in Eukaryota, Metazoa, Arthropoda, Thecostraca, Balanomorpha, Balanidae. The transcript has 6 exons. Gene Ontology annotation, molecular function: GTP binding; GTPase activity. Gene Ontology annotation, cellular component: plasma membrane; endosome membrane. The record is from RefSeq and is a predicted model, not a curated record.